CGCAGUCGCGGGAGCAACAAAAUAGUUUUUUGGCGCCGUUUUUUCUUGUGCCUGGCGAAAUUUGAAAUCCGAUUUUUGGAAAACAAAACGUUUGUCGCAUCCAAUUCCUACAAAGAGACAAAAAAGCAAAAGGAUAAUAUCCAAACGGAACAUCGAAUAUGACAACCUCAACGCGCAGCAGCAGCACCACCACCAACAAUAACAGCAACAGCCACAACCACAACGAUAGCGAGGAGAGGGUCGGGGUCGCAGCGGAAGGAGCCGCUGUCUAUGCCAACAACGGUAAUAGUCCAGCGAACAUUGGAUCCACGAAUCGCGUGAUGCAGGCGGACGAGGACUUUAACAUUCGGUUCGUCAAUCUGGUGCGCACCCACAAGUGCCUCUACGACAAGAAGGUGCCAGAGUACCGCAACAGGGACAACCAGGAGAAGGCAUGGGUGUUGAUCUCAAAGGAAACCCGUGAAAGUGUCAUUCACUGCAAGGAGCGGUGGCGCAACCUGCGCGCCUGCCUCUCGCGCUACAUCAAGCAACAGAGCGGAUCGGAGCCACAGCACAAACCUUACUACCUGACGGAGCACAUGGCCUUCCUGCUCCCCUUCCUCAAGUCCACGCGCAACUCCCUGGACGGCAACAACAGCCUGGCCACGCUCUUCCAUCUGUCCCAGCAGCACCUGAACCAUGUGCAGCAGCAGCCGCAGCACCCCCAUCAGACGCUGCCUGUGCCGCAUCCUCAGGAUGAGCACAUGUACUGCUCCACCGCCAACAAUAACAACAACAAUGGAGAGAUGAUGGAGCUGAAGCACUCAAUGUCGGAGAACGACGACGAGGAGACCAUCGACGCCUUCGAUCCCGCCGUUGCCAGCACCCUCAGCCUGCAGCGGGGAGUUCCCACGCCCACAAGUCAUGCCACAAGGGAUCAUCAGCCGCGCGGCAGUUCUCCUGCCCGGAGUGAUACGGCCAGCGCGGACAGCAUGCAGAACUUUAUUCCGGACGUGCAGCUGGCCGAGUCGGGGCCGAACUUGAUCUACAACGAUGGGGGACGAGGCACGCCGCCACCGCUACACUAUCACCCUCACACGCUGCCACAUCCGAUGGACGGACACCACCAUCACAGCCACAGCCACGGCCACCAGCACCAGUUCGAGUCGGGGAGCAGUGCCAAGCGGAUCAAGACAGAGUGCGAGGCCACCAGCACAAUGGCGAACGGAGGCUCCAACUUCUAUGGCGGUCUGAGCGUCGCAGAACUGGCGGACAUGGAGUUCUUCCGCAGCAUUCUGCCGGACAUUGCGGCACUGACGCCGCAGCAGCGUCGAAAGUUCAAGAUCGGGAUCCUGGAGCUCAUAGAUGAUGUCGUGGCCCGUUAUCCGGGACCGGAGCGCUAUAACGGAGGCGGAUGCGUGGUCAAUGGCAGUGGCGGGAGCAGCAGUAAUGGCGGAGGGUCCCUAAACAGCACAGCGGGAAGGCAGCAGCGACGCAGCUCAGGGCGCGAAUGGCGCAAGUAAAAUGUCACUAGUCACUAACUAACUAGAUGUAGGCCAAUCGUUUGUUUAGUUAGUAGCUAAAAACAGGAUUGGGCUGGAGUCCUCCAGUCCUCCGCUCACUGUCCAUGUGUUGUGUGCGCUCAAUGAGUAAGGAUUAGCAUUAAGGAAUAGCUCUAAGAACGGUGGGACGCAGACUCCCCGCCCUGUAAAUAUCUGUGCGUCUGUGUAUGCGGCAAGGAAUUUCCUCCCUCCUCGCAUAUAGUCUUAUAUAGAAUAUAUUCUAUCUAUGUGUAUAUCUAGAGUUCUACUAGCAUCGAUGUACAAAGUGUUCCCGUGUUGAGUCAGAGGAAGAGAAACCCAUUGCUGUGUCAAAUAAAUCGUCAAAUGUGAGUAUGAAAAAAGUA
Molecule: messenger RNA, 1885 nt
Organism: Drosophila subobscura
Lineage: Eukaryota; Metazoa; Arthropoda; Insecta; Diptera; Drosophilidae
Exons: 4
Coding region: 159-1502 (447 amino acids)
Biological process (GO): regulation of transcription by RNA polymerase II
Cellular component (GO): nucleus; transcription regulator complex
Molecular function (GO): DNA binding
Source: RefSeq, a predicted model, not a curated record